GUACUACAGAGGGAGACAGUCAGAACAGCUUCAGAAUUUGCAAAACGGAAUCAGCUGCCCUCACAUGUACAGGAUCAAAUGUUGUCACACAUAUGUCUCAAAUUUAAAACAGAUGGAUUGAAGCAGCAAGAGACCUUGAACAGCCUGCCAAAAGCCAUACGUUCCAGCAUUGCGUACUAUCUCUUCUUCCCCAUUGUUCAAACUGUCCAUCUUUUCCAAGGGGUUUCUCAUGACUUCCUUUUUCAAUUGGUAUUCUUCUUUUUCCUCCCUUGUUUUUCCUUUUUUUCUGUUUCUGAAAUGGAAGCCGAGUAUUUCCCACCCAAGGAAGAUGUGAUUCUACAAAAUGAGGCCCCAACAGAUGUGUACAUACUGGUCUCAGGAGCAGUGGAUUUGAUUGCAAAUAUCGAUGGGCACGAUCAAGUCCUAGGAAAGGCUGUUGAAGGGGAAAUGUUCGGGGAAGUAGGGGUUCUAUGCCACAGACCACAGCCAUUCACUGUUCGGACCACUAACCUCUCUCAAAUAUUACGCCUGAACAGGACUACAAUGAUCAACAUGAUUCAAGCAAAUGCAGAAGAUGCACGAAUUAUUUUGAACAAUCUUUUUCGGAAACUGAAAGAUCUGGAAUGCUUUGGCUCUGAACAACACAUAGAUCUGAGUUUGAUCCUCAGUCAAUGGCUUGAUGAAGGACCAAAAGGAGAAAGCUGUUCUCAUGCUGGAGAUCCACUACUACAGGAAGUGAGAGCCAUAGAUUUACUUGAUUCAGAAGCACGACAUAAGACAGAAAGAGGAAAAGCUUGUAACUCCAAUAGAUGCAGUAAGGAUGUAAAUUCAACAACAGAGGAUGGCCAAACAACUCUUAACCUUGCUGUUCUCAAGGGGCAAAUUGAAAAGGCUACGAACCUGCUGGAAGAGGGAGCAAAUGCAAACAAACCAGAUGCAAAAGGGUGGACACCAAAUAUUCUAAAAGAACAGACAGGAAACAAAAGUAUAAAUGACCUUAUACUAAAUUAUGAAAAUAGAGGGAUAUUAAGUGAGCACAGAAUAGAGAUUACUGAAACAGAAACCGCAGAAAACAAUAGGCAUGAACAAUUCAAACCUACAAAAAAUGGGGCCACUAAUUGUUCUGACUCUUAUCUUAGAAGGCGGACAUUCUUCAGCCCAAACAAUUCUAGCUAUCCGGCGGAUACAAGAGUUGGAAGAUUUCUCAAGAGGAGAGUCACCAUUCACAUGAAGUUUCAAAAGAAGAGCUCAUCACAAAAGCAGCUUGGGAAGCUAAUAAUCCUACAUGAUUCACUUGAAGUGCUGUUCAGCGUUGCAGGUCAAAAAUUUGGAGGCUACAAUGUCACAAAAGUUGUAAAUUCAGAGAAUGCAGAGAUAGAUGACAUAAGUGUCAUUCAAGAUGGGGACCAUUUAUUUCUUCUUACAGAUGAUGGUGAAGUCAGAGAUUGUAAUGUGACCUAAUGAAUAAUGAAAUGCUUUCUUGCAGACAGUGUAAAACUAGUAGAUUCAGGAAACCAUAGAGG
Messenger RNA from Ilex paraguariensis (yerba mate), 1523 nucleotides. The record is from the annotation of a GenBank genome assembly. NCBI's taxonomy places the organism in Eukaryota, Viridiplantae, Streptophyta, Magnoliopsida, Aquifoliales, Aquifoliaceae.